Leishmania mexicana MHOM/GT/2001/U1103 is the source of this 912-nucleotide messenger RNA. RefSeq names its product putative ascorbate-dependent peroxidase. The transcript has a single exon. The record is from RefSeq and is a predicted model, not a curated record. NCBI's taxonomy places the organism in Eukaryota, Euglenozoa, Kinetoplastea, Trypanosomatida, Trypanosomatidae. Gene Ontology annotation, biological process: response to reactive oxygen species; cellular response to oxidative stress; hydrogen peroxide catabolic process. Gene Ontology annotation, molecular function: heme binding; peroxidase activity. The coding region runs from base 1 to 912 and encodes 303 amino acids.
AUGUUCGGCACCUCGCGGCGAGCGAAAGGCCUCUUUACCGGCAUCGCUGUCGGCACCGUCGCGAGUGGUGCCAUGCUUGUUUCGUGCGCCAGCGCACGCGUGGAGGAACCACCGUUUGAUAUCAGGGCUCUCCGCAGCGACAUUGAGAACAUGAUCUCUGACAAACUGGAACUGGGACCUUCGCUGAUUCGCCUAGCAUGGCACGAGGCCGGCUCGUACGACUGCUUCAAGAAGGACGGCUCUCCGAACUCAGCGUCGAUGCGCUUCAAACCGGAGUGCAUGUACGCGGGUAACAAAGGUCUCGAAAUCCCUCGCAAGGCGCUGGAGCCUUUGAAGAAGAAGUACCCUCAAAUAUCUUACGCGGAUUUGUGGGUGCUCGCCGCCUACGUGGCCAUCGAGUACAUGGGUGGUCCCGAGAUUCCGUUUUCCUGGGGUCGGGUGGAUGCCAAGGACGGCUCUGUGUGUGGACCUGAUGGGCGCCUGCCGGACGCCUCAAAGAUGCAAGGUCACGUACGCGAAGUGUUCACGCGCCUCGGGUUCAAUGACCAGGAGGCAGUGGCGCUCAUCGGCGCGCACACAUGCGGUGAAUGCCACAUCAAGUUCUCCGGCUACGAUGGACCGUGGACGCACGACAAGAACGGUUUCGACAACUCUUUCUUUACCCAGCUUCUCGAGGAGGAUUGGGUCUUGAAUCCCAAGAUUGAGAAGCUGCAGCUGAUGGACCGCGCAACGACGAAGCUGAUGAUGCUUCCCACUGACGUUUCCCUCCUCCUCGAUCCCUCUUACCGCAAGUACGUGGAGCUGUACGCAAAGGACAACGACCGCUUCAACGCAGACUUUGCGAAGGCGUUCAAAAAGCUGACCGAGCUCGGCACCAAGAACCUUCACAAAGCACCCGCGUCGGGGAGCUAA